GCGGGAGGCUGGAAGGGGCCGAUCCCGCCGGGUUUCCGGGAGCGGGCAGGCAUGGAGCCAGCGCCGGCGGGGAAGAAGGAGGGGGGCAGUCGCUUCCGCGCCAGCGAGCACCAGCACACUCGGUACAACCCUCUGCGGGACGACUGGGUGCUGGUAUCGGCCCACCGGGUGAAACGCCCCUGGCAAGGGCAGCUGGAGAAGCCGCCCCCCGAGGAUGUACCCCGCUGGGACCCCAACAACCCCCUCUGUCCCGGGGCCACCCGGGCCAACGGCGAGGUGAACCCCCAGUACGAGGGCACUUUCAUCUUCCCAAAUGACUUCCCUGCACUGCAGCCUGAUGCUCCAGAACCUGACGACAGUGAUCACCCCUUGUUCCGAGCUGCCCCAGCCAGGGGGGUGUGCAAGGUGAUGUGCUUCCACCCCUGGUCGGACCUGACGCUGCCUCUCAUGUCCCUGGCAGAGAUCCGGGCUGUCAUCGAUGCGUGGGCAGAGCUGGCAGCCGAGCUGGGUGCUUCCUACCCCUGGGUGCAGAUCUUCGAGAACAAGGGAGCGAUGAUGGGCUGCUCCAAUCCACACCCCCACUGCCAGGUGUGGGCCAGCAGCUUCCUCCCAAACGAGGCGCGCCUGGAGGACCGGACCCAGCGUGAGCACCUGAGGCAGCACGGCGUGCCCAUGCUGCUGGAGUACGCUGAGCAGGAGGCUCGCCGAAAGGAAAGGCUGGUGGUGGAGAAUGUGGACUGGCUGGUCGUGGUGCCGUACUGGGCCACCUGGCCCUACCAGACCCUGCUGCUGCCCCGCCGCCACGUCUGCCGCCUCCAGGACCUCAGCGAGGGAGAGAGGGACAGCCUGGCCUCCAUCAUGAAGAGGCUGCUCAUCAAGUACGACAACCUCUUUGAAGUCUCCUUCCCCUACUCCAUGGGCUGGCAUGGAGCCCCCACGGGCCCCCACCUGGAGGAGGACUGCAGGCACUGGCAGCUCCACGCCCACUACUAUCCCCCACUGCUCCGCUCUGCCACCGUCCGCAAGUUCAUGGUGGGAUAUGAGAUGCUGGCGCAGGCACAGAGGGACCUCACCCCAGAGCAGGCAGCUGAGCGCCUGAGGAGCCUCCCUGAGGUGCACUACAAGGAAGGAAACAAGGAGAUGUGAUGAGGAGCAGCGGAGCCAGUCCUCAGAUGUGGUGCUGUUCCUUGUCUCCUCCACCAUCGCAGGCUCUGUCUCUGCCUCCACAGCGUGCUCUUACCACUACUAAAGGGUUUACACUCCUUACCAGUCUAGUCUCACCGGUAGGACUGAGAGUUCUUCCUGCCCUGUGGAGGGACAUACCCUCCCCCAACCCUGAACAAUAAAACCUGGAA
Empidonax traillii (willow flycatcher) is the source of this 1355-nucleotide messenger RNA. RefSeq names its product galactose-1-phosphate uridylyltransferase (gene GALT). Gene Ontology annotation, cellular component: cytoplasm. The record is from RefSeq and is a predicted model, not a curated record. The coding region runs from base 52 to 1146 and encodes 364 amino acids. The transcript is spliced from 12 exons. Gene Ontology annotation, biological process: beta-D-galactose catabolic process via UDP-galactose, Leloir pathway. Lineage: Eukaryota; Metazoa; Chordata; Aves; Passeriformes; Tyrannidae. Gene Ontology annotation, molecular function: UDP-glucose:hexose-1-phosphate uridylyltransferase activity; zinc ion binding.